CCGGAAGUCGAGAGCUGGUAUCUCAGUGCCGACCCGUUAGUUCCCCUUGGCGUACCGCGGGUUCAGGUUGUUCCACCUUAGGCGACCCCGGGCACGGCUGCUGGCCCCCAACGAAGUGCACGUCGCGGAUUCCCCGCCCUCGGUCUUAUCCCCACCGCGGCUGUUCGCCCUGUUUUCCGGCUGAGCUGACUUGCUCCGUUCGCAUCCGCGUUCCGCCCAUGGCUGGGGCCGCCCCGACCACGGCCUUCGGGCAGGCUGUGAUCGGCCCGCCGGGCUCGGGGAAGACCACAUAUUGCUUGGGCAUGAGUGAGUUCUUGCGCGCGCUGGGCCGGCGCGUGGCCGUAGUGAACUUGGACCCGGCCAACGAGGGGCUGCCGUACGAGUGCGCCGUGGACGUGGGCGAGUUGGUGGGGCUGGGCGACGUGAUGGACGCGCUGCGGCUGGGGCCCAACGGCGGCCUGCUUUACUGCAUGGAGUACCUGGAAGCCAACCUGGACUGGCUGCGUGCCAAGCUCGACCCCCUCCGCGGCCACUACUUCCUCUUCGACUGCCCAGGCCAGGUGGAGCUCUGCACGCAUCACGGCGCCCUGCGGAGCAUCUUCUCCCAAAUGGCACAGUGGGACCUUAGGCUGACUGCUGUCCACCUUGUGGAUUCUCACUACUGCACAGACCCAGCCAAGUUCAUUUCAGUACUGUGCACCUCCCUGGCCACCAUGCUGCACGUGGAGCUGCCACAUGUCAACCUCCUCUCCAAGAUGGACCUCAUUGAGCACUAUGGGAAGCUGGCCUUCAACUUGGACUACUACACAGAGGUCCUGGACCUCUCCUACCUACUUGAUCACCUGGCAUCUGACCCUUUCUUCCGCCACUACCGCCAGCUCAAUGAGAAACUGGUGCAGCUCAUUGAAGACUAUAGCCUAGUCUCCUUCAUCCCUCUGAACAUCCAGGACAAGGAGAGCAUUCAACGAGUCCUGCAGGCUGUGGAUAAAGCCAAUGGCUACUGUUUUGGGGUCCAAGAGCAGCAAAGUCUGGAGGCUAUGAUGUCUGCUGCAGUGGGAGCGGACUUCCAUUUCUCCUCCACGCUGGGCAUCCAGGAGAAGUACUUGGCCCCCUCGGACCAGUCAGUGGAGCAAGAAGCCAUGCAGCUAUAGCAGCAAGCUGGGCCCUGGAGAGCAGGAUUCAUAACCCGGCAGUGGGGAAAGUGGAGGCUUCUCGGCAAGCAGCAGACAGCUUAGCAAGCUGCAGACCCAAGAGCAAGUCCAGCCAGAGCUGGGAAGCUGGCAAGGGGACACCCAGCCCCGCAAAGGACUUCUGGCCAACAAGCCAGACAUGGCACCAAGCAGAGCACCUACCACAGCCUCUGUGGUGCCCAUGAACUCUGGGCCCUGCCACCAGGAUUUGAGCUCUGGUCCCACUCAGGCUGUGAGCUCUGAGUUUAUGAGAGUUUAUUUUCUA
Molecule: messenger RNA, 1455 nt
Organism: Propithecus coquereli (Coquerel's sifaka)
Lineage: Eukaryota; Metazoa; Chordata; Mammalia; Primates; Indriidae
Gene: GPN2
Product: GPN-loop GTPase 2
Exons: 5
Coding region: 219-1151 (310 amino acids)
Cellular component (GO): cytoplasm
Molecular function (GO): GTPase activity
Source: RefSeq, a predicted model, not a curated record